CUUCCCUUAUCAUACAAUGACAUAACUUUCCCUUUGUUGCAUUGCAUUUCCAUCAUUAUUAAAUCCUAUCUUUUCAUUGUUAGGAAAAAUCUAUCAAUGGCUCGACUAUCAACCACUUUUCUUUUGGUGCAAUCAUUCCAUUCCAUUGCACUUCUGUUCUUGGAGUUGUGUGACCUGAGUUGGCAUGGUUCUCAUUUUCUCCUUUCCUUAACAGGAGGGAGUCAGUUUAUUUUAUUCUCUUCUGUUUUAUUUUUUUGAAUGCUGAUAUUGUGCAGUUGCACUACUUGGGAGGCAUUGCAAUUAUGGCAGUGCCCUCCAUUUAUCAGAACUAGUGAAGCUGCGCAAAUUCCAAACUGGAGCAUAAAAAUAAGAAAAAUUAAACUGCUUGCAUGUGCUAUGUAGCACAGACAUAAGUAGGAAGAAGGGGUCAGGAAAGGCAGUCUUGAAGACUGAUUGUGGGAAAGCACAUUACCAAAACAGUACCACAGCACUAUUGGAGAGAAGACGGGAAGGUGACUGUUUCCAUACUUGUAUAUUUCCAUUUGCAUUUUGAGCAGAUGGAUAACAACUUAACUGAAGAGUUGAAGAUUUCUAUUAUUAAGAAUAGCCAUGUUUUCUUACUUACUUUUUCACUUUCCCUUCCAGUUGUUGAGACAGACACAAAUAAUGGAUUGGUAGUUAUUGAACUGCAUCCUCCAAAUCCAUGGGAUGCAGAUCCCAGGCAGGCUGAAGAGCUGAGUUUUGGAGAGGUACAGGUAACUUAUCUAACUCAUGCUUGUAUGGAGCUUGUACUUGGAGACAAAAGAUUUAUAUUUGACCCAUGGCUAAUGGGUCCAGCCUUUGCACGUGGCUGGUGGUUACUUCAUGAACCACCCUGUGACUGGAUGGAAAGGCUUUGCCGUGCGGAUCUCAUCUACAUCAGCCACAUGCAUUCUGAUCAUCUCAGUUACCCUACACUGAAGAAACUUGCUGAACGAAGGCCAGAUGUGCCCAUUUAUGUUGGAAACACAGAAAGACCUGUUUUCUGGUACCUUGACCAGAGUGGUGUUAAGAUGACCAAAAUUAAUAUUGUUCCUUUUGGAGUUUGGCAACAGGUGGACCAGAACCUGAGAUUUAUGAUACUGAUGGAUGGUGUUCAUCCAGAGAUGGAUACUUGCAUAAUUGUUGAAUAUAAAGGUCACAAAAUCCUAAAUACAGUGGAUUGCACCAGGCCAAAUGGUGGAAAGCUUCCUGAGAAAGUUGACCUUAUGAUGAGUGACUUUGCAGGAGGAGCCUCAGGAUUCCCAAUGACAUUCAGCGGAGGAAAAUUCACUGAGGCAUGGAAAGCCCAGUUUAUUAAAACCGAAAGGAGGAAAUUGCUGAAUUACAAGGCCCAGCUGGUUACCGAUUUAAAGCCAAAAAUCUAUUGCCCUUUUGCAGGAUAUUUUGUUGAAGCUCAUCCUUCUGACAGUUAUAUCAAAAAAACCAACCUUAAAAAUGACCCAGAAGAAUUGAACAGAUUAAUAAAAAAGAAAUGUGGCGAUGUUUUCACAUGGACACCAAAACCGGGAGCGACUUUGGAUUUAGCAAGGAUUCUCAAAGAUCCAACUGACAGUAAAGGAAUUAUGGAUCCUCCUGCAGGGACAAAAGUUUUCAAAGAGUUGUGGGACUUCAAACCAUACAUUGAUUCUCUAAGUGCUGCAGUUGAUGAUGAGAUAUUUUGCUAUCCUUCCUGGAUAAAAGAAUACUAUGUGUGGGCUGGAUUUAAAGGCUACAAUCUUGUAAUAAGAGUGAUAGAAACUGAUGAUGAUUUCAAUCCUUUGCCUGGAGGCUACAACUAUUUGGUGGAUUUUUUGGAUUUAACAUUCCCAGCACAGAGACCAAGCCGUGACUCUCCAUAUGAAGAAAUCAAAGUUCGAGUCAGUGUCAUGAGGCAUGUAGUGAAGCAUGGAUUGCUUUGGGAUGACCUCUACAUAGGGUUCCAAACUCGGCUACGACGUGACCCUGACAUAUAUCACCAUCAGUUUUGGAAUCAUUUCCAAAUAAAGCUACCUCUGACACCACCUGACUGGAAGUCUUUCUUGGAGCAGCUCAAGAAGAUCUGAAAUAGAAAUUAAAAGGAACUCACUUUACAGCUGUUAAAGCAUGCUGCUGAUAAAAAUCCCACUGUAUUAAAGCUUGAUUUUGAUGCCUGGGAAAGUAUAAUAAAUGUCGAUAUGCAUAUUAUUUAUAUGUGUAUAUAUUCCGACAUAAUGCUAGAACAAUUGUUGUCUCCUCCAAUCACAACAGUUUAGAAUACGGCAAAAGAGAAAAAAAACAUAAAUAAUGUUGCCAAUGAACAUGAUAGAUGACAGCUGCACUCUCUAAUGGUUCUAUUUGUUCUUGUUAUGUGUUUACAAAUCAUUUCUGUUUCAUGGUGACCCUAAGACAAACUUAUCACAGGGUUUUCUUGGGCUGAGAGUAUGAAGAUGGAAUUUCAGCUGGUGCUGCUUUUCACUUAAUUUUUUUUUCAUGUCAGCAGCGACUUGAGAAACUGCAAGUCACUUCUGGUGUGAGAGAAUUAGCCGUCUGCAUGGACGGUGCCCAGGGGAUGCCUGGAUUUUUGAUGUUUUACCAUCCUGUGAAAGGCAUCAUGUCCCUGCAUGGGGAGCUAAAGCUGACAGACUGGAGCUUACCCCACUCCCUGAAUUCGAACCACUGACCUUUCAGUCAGCAGCCCUGCUGGCACAAGAGUUUGACCCAUUGCACCACUGGGGGCUCCUUUACUUGGUAACAUGAUAAGAAACUCUGAAAUUUCCUCUCCUAAAGACCAAUCAAAGCUAUAGAUGCCCACUCAAAUGUUCAUUAUGGCAACCCCCUUCAGUUUUUCAGGUUUUCUAGUUCUGUCUCUAAUGAUGGAUUCUAUAUCUAAUAAAAACAGCUUACAUGUC
Messenger RNA from Anolis carolinensis (green anole), 2909 nucleotides. Its product is annotated as cytidine monophosphate-N-acetylneuraminic acid hydroxylase. Gene Ontology annotation, molecular function: CMP-N-acetylneuraminate monooxygenase activity. Gene Ontology annotation, cellular component: cytoplasm. The record is from RefSeq and is a predicted model, not a curated record. Bases 558 to 2084 code for a protein of 508 amino acids. Lineage: Eukaryota; Metazoa; Chordata; Lepidosauria; Squamata; Anolidae. Gene Ontology annotation, biological process: CMP-N-acetylneuraminate metabolic process. The transcript has 10 exons.